AUGCCCAUGAUGGACUGGCAUUACAAGCCACUUGCCGAAUCUUUCAAAGCAUUUAAAGCUAGAAUGAAUCUUUUCCUUGAAGAUAAUGAAGUCACAUCAAAUGCCAAAAAAGCUGUAAAAAUAUGUAUUGCUAUAGGAGACGAAGGAAUGAGACGUGUGCUAAAUUCUGGACUCACUGAAGAAGACAGAAAAAAUCCAGAUGAAAUCUGGAACCUUCUUGAAAGCCAGGUUGACGCCACUGUCAAAAUAAGCUAUCGUGUGCACAGAUUAGAAUUUGCACAACUACGACAAAAGCCGGAGGAAACUAUAACCGAAUUUAUAACAAGAAUGCGGGACAAAGCUUCUAGGUGUGAAUUCACAGUUGAUGAAUUAAAUGAACGCCUGAUAGAAUUAAUAAUAUUGUCGACGCCAAUAAAUGAUUUUCGCAAGGAAUUAUUGUCUAAACCUAAAGGUCAUUCGAUUAAAGAUGUUCUUGAAAAAGGAAGAGAAUACGAAGCUGUACAAUCAUCUCAAACAUCAAUCUCAAGGAUGGCGACGUCAGAAACUAGAUUGGACAGAAUAAGGUUUGGGUCGAAAGGUUGCUUUCGCUGUGGAUUAAAGCAUCAACCACGGGAUUGCCCUGCUUAUAAUGACAUAUGUAAUGCAUGUGGAGAAAAAGGCCAUUGGAAGAAAAUGUGCCGCAAUAAAUCACAGCAUACAAAUCGAUUUGUUAAACAUAACAAAAAUAAAAGUGUAAGUCAUCACUACCAGAAGUCGUCAAAACAACGCUGGAAGCGAGAUUACACAAAUAAACAAGACGAAUUAAAAUUGCAGUGCAAUGAUGACAACAAUGAUGAUUGCCAAACAAAUCAAUUCAGUCACAUCAAAAUAAGUGAUUUAUCCUUUGAAAAAUUGAAUUCAAAUGAAGCAUAUACAACAAUGCAACUUCUGUAUGAUAACCCAUAUGUUGAAGGGCCGCUGAGAUUGAAAGUUGAUACAGGUGCUGGUGGAAAUACUUUGCCUAUGAGAGUAUAUAAACGAAUGUUUGGAACACGUCCUACCAGACAAGUUUUGACACCAGAACCAAAGGUGAAACUUUCGGGAUAUUCUGGCGCAAACAUAAAGUGCCAUGGGUCGAUACUACUGAAAAUCAGAAAAGCAAAGCAAGACGCUUAUAGAAAACAAAAAUUCUAUGUUGUUGAUGUAUCAGGACCAGCAAUAUUAGGCCUUCCAACAUGCAAGAUGUUCGAUCUUAAACCAUCGAGCAAAAAUAUGCUGAUGCAGACAAAAAUUAACACAGUUGAAGAUUUGAAGCUAGUGUAUCCUGAUUGCUUUGAUAAAAUUGGAUGUUUCCAUGGGGAAGAAAAAUUGCAUUUAAAAAAAGAUGCUGAACCAUUUAUUGAUCCUCCAAGAAGAGUGCCAAUACAUCUGCGUGACAAAAUAAAAGCAGAACUUGAUAAAAUGGAAAAGAUGGGAAUCAUCAGAAAAGUCACCCAGUACACAGACUGGUGUUCAUCACUCACUUAUGCAGUGAAACAAGAUGGAAGUCUUAGAAUGUGUUUAGACCCCAGAAAGCUUAACCAGGCUUUAAAAAGAUUUCCACACAAAAUUCCAACAAUAGAGGAAGUUACUCCUGAAUUCACAAAAUCCAAAUAUUUCACAAAACUGGAUGCAAAAGCUGGAUACUGGAGCAUCAAACUUGCACCUACUUCACAAAAAUUAACAACAUUUAGAACUAUGUGUGGACGAUUUUGCUUUCUUCGACUACCAUUUGGUUUGAAUGUAAGCCAAGAUUUAUUCCAGAAAAGAAUGGAUGCAAUAAUUGAACAAUGUGAAGGAUGUGUUGGAAUAUCUGAUGAUAUUGUUAUUCACGGUUCAACUGAGGCCGAACAUGACAAACGAUUAGCGCACUUCAUGGAAGUGGCACGAAAAGAAGGUCUGAUAAUAUACACCGAUAAAGGAGUGUUUUCAGAUCCUAAAAAAGUAGAGGACAUUAUAGAAAUGCCAACUCCACGAGAUAAACAAGAGCUACAAAAAUUCAUGGGAAUGGCAACAUUUCUGGCAUGUCAUUUGCCGAAUUUAUCUGAGAAAUCUGCAAUACUCAGAGACUUAUUGAAGAAAGAUAUUUCAUUUCAAUGGGAUAGAGAUCAUCAAAAAGUAUUUGAUGAAGUAAAAGAAAUGGUCGCGUCGAACUUUGGAUUGCAAUACUAUGAUCCAAAAUUGCCAGUGAAUUUGGAAGCUGAUGGAUCCAUGAGAGGACUUGGAGCAGCACUUGUACAGAAGCAUGGAGCUGUAGCAUUUGCAAGUAAAUCCUUGUCAAAUACUCAAUCUAAUUACAGCAAUAUUGAACGAGAAUGCUUAGCAGUGGUUCAUGGUAUCCAGAGAUUUCACCACUAUCUUUAUGGCAAAGAUUUUACUGUAAUAACUGACCAUAAGCCAUUGGAAAUGAUUUUUAAAAAGCCAAUUCAUUCUGCACCACCAAGACUGCAAAGGAUGAUAACGAAAAUCCAAGGAUAUGAUUUUGUGGUAAAAUAUCGUCCAGGUAAAGAGAUGAUACUUGCAGAUACGCUAUCAAGGUUGCCAAACACUAAAAAAAGUGAUGAUAUUGAACUUGACAGCAGAAUAGAGAGUAUCAUAUGCGAAUCUUUAAAUGUGGAAAUUGAUAUGUUGAAUUUUUCAUUUAACAAGCAAGCUCAGAUCCGAGAAGAAACUCUUUGUGAUCCUGUUUUAAAAUCCUUAUGUCAGAUGAUUUAUGAAGGAUGGCCUGAUGAGAUAAAAGAAGUACCAAGUGCAUUAAGAGACUUUUGGAACUUCAGAGAUGAAUUAGCCAUUGAAAAUGGUAUUAUAUUUAAGGGUAAGCAAGUACUUAUUCCAGAACCUAUCCGAUUGUCAAUUUUGCAACAAUUGCACCAUGGUCAUCAAGGUAUUGAGAAAACUCGUAGACUUGCACGAGAUUGCGUAUAUUGGCCAAGAAUAUAUAAAGAUAUUGAAAAUAUUUGCAAGUCAUGUGAAUAUUGUCAAGAACUACAACCACAGCAAACAAAAGAACCAAUGAUCAUGCACGAACGACCAUCACAUCCAUGGGUCAAGCUUGGUUCGGACUUGUUCGAAAUCCAAGGUAGAAACUUCUUGAUAAUUUCUGAUUACUACAGCAGGUACCCUGUUGUAAAAGAAUUAAAUUCAAUGACAGCAGAAUAUGUGGUUUCCAAAACCAAAGAAAUAUUGUCCAUGUUUGGAACUGUGAGAGAGAUUGUGACAGACAAUGGACCGUGUUUUUUAAGCAAAUAUGAUAAAUUUUGUGAAGCGUGGGGAAUUACUCAUACAACCAGUACAGCUAGACACCCACAGAGCAAUGGUUUUAUCGAACGACAAAUUCGAUAUAUUAAACCCAUUAUGAAAAAGUGUAUCAAAUCCGGAGGAGAUAUAGAUGCAGCACUUUUAAAUGUCCGUGCAACACCGAUUGACAAUGUAUUACCAAGCCCAGCAGAACUUCUGUUUGGAAGAGGAAUUUCUACAUUAUUGCCUUGUCAUUCAGACAAUACUGUUCCACAAAUUUACAAAGACAGAGUGAAACAUAAUACCGAUGUACAAAAGCAAUAUGCUGAUCAACACACAAAAAAUUUACCGCCUUUUCACAAUGGACAAGAUGUGAGAGUGUUUGAUAAAGCAAAAGAUAUGUGGAUUCCUGCAAAAGUGAUUUCAAAGAAGAAUGAUCGUUCAUACAACAUCGAAAUGAGCAAUGGAAAUCAGCUGAAACGCAACAGAAUUCAUUUGCGUGAAAGCUUGCCAGCUUCACCAUAUGUGGAAUCUUCGAGCACAACCAAUGUUGAGAACAAUACACCAGCAACACCUUUGAUGGAAAGAGAGGAGAAUGUAUUCAAAUGGACCUCGCCUAAACCAUCAAAUACUAAAGAACGUUCAAACUCGACCAACAAACAAGAGAUUGCUGAUAAGCCACACAGCAGUAAUCAGUCUGAGGGAAGUUUAAAAAUUCCAGCCCAGACCCCGAUCAAGCAAGAACCGACAAUAACACGGUCUGGAAGAACAGUCAAAGUUCCUCAAAGAUACCAGCAUUAA
This is a messenger RNA of Styela clava, 4056 nucleotides long. NCBI's taxonomy places the organism in Eukaryota, Metazoa, Chordata, Ascidiacea, Stolidobranchia, Styelidae. The record is from RefSeq and is a predicted model, not a curated record.